Penicillium verhagenii is the source of this 1572-nucleotide messenger RNA. RefSeq names its product putative acid phosphatase. Bases 1 to 1572 code for a protein of 523 amino acids. Gene Ontology annotation, biological process: dephosphorylation. The transcript is spliced from 7 exons. NCBI's taxonomy places the organism in Eukaryota, Fungi, Ascomycota, Eurotiomycetes, Eurotiales, Aspergillaceae. The record is from RefSeq and is a predicted model, not a curated record. Gene Ontology annotation, molecular function: phosphatase activity.
AUGACGACUCUCAUUCCGCAUGAGCCGUACUCCCCGGAGGAGCUAGAUCGGCUCUAUCCGAAAGCAUUGAAGCUACAACUGGUUCAGGUGUUCCUCCGCCAUGGUGAACGCACGCCUGUUUCCUCGCGUUUCCAAAAUACAGGCUUGAGUCCAUACUGGCCGUAUUGUAAUGUUGCACGAAACAUGGUUCAGAUUGCGGCGAGCAAGCACGACCUCUCCAGUUGGGACGGGUUCCAAUGGCGCCGGAAGAUCGAGACCUUUGGUCACAACGACGAAGCUAGAGUUGCGUCAGGCCCGGGUGGUGAUAUCAACUCGAUUUGCCAGCAUGGUGAACUCACAGACAAGGGCCGCGAAACGACCUAUGCUCUCGGCCAGCGCCUGCGUCAUCUCUAUGUUGACCAACUUGGGUUCAUGCCUAAGAUCAAGGAAGAUACAGAGGAUAUGUACUUGAGAGCUACAUCAAUUCCCCGCGCUUUGGAAUCCAUGCAGCAAGCCUUCUGGGGCAUGUACCCUACCAGUGCUCGGACCCAAGACUUUCCACCACCGGUUAUUGUCGCUCGUCCUGUGAAUGAGGAGACUCUAUUCCCAAAUGAGGGUAACUGCCGGCGAUUCCGACAGCUGGCUCGUCUUUUUGCUGACCGUGCCGCCGCCCGAUGGAAUGAAUCCGAACAAAUGGACUACCUAAACAGACUGUGGUCCAAGUACAUGCCCGAGUCGUCUCCCAAGGUCGCUGUCGAUGCUCAUCCCCGUCUUUCUGGUAUCAUGGACACCAUUAAUGCCACCGACGCCCAUGGACCGGCCACCAGGCUCCCCUCCGAAUUUUAUGACAAGAAGGCUCGUGCUGUUCUGGACCGAAUCGCAGUCGAGGAGUGGUUUGCUGGGUACAACGAAAGCACCGAGUACCGAAAGCUGGGAAUUGGUGGUCUGAUGGGAGACGUUGUUGAUCGCAUGGUCAGCACCGCUGUGGAUGGUGGCUGGCGUAGCAACACUUCUGCUUCUGGGUCUGGUAACCCUGAGACUGGCAAGUCGAUCAAGUUUGCAAUGAGCGGAUGUCAUGACACCACCCUUGCGGCAAUUUUGACCAGUAUUGGAGGUUUCCAAGAUGAAUCAUGGCCGCCUUUUACCUCAUCUAUCGCCGUUGAGCUGUUUUCCCAGGCCCCAAGCAAUCGUACCGAUGCUGGCACUUUCCUAGAGGAAUUCUCCAACCCUGCGGUUGCCUCUAAGAAGGGCAGUGUCUUCUCGUCGAUGUUCGGUGGUAAGUCUGUGACCCAGAAGCUUGCGCCAUCCGCGACCGCACGUGCAUCACUCGAGUCUUUCCCCGAUGAAACUCGCGAGUCUCUACGCAAACACUACGUUCGUAUUCGUUACAAUGACCGCCCCGUGACCAUCCCAGGGUGCGCAGCCAAACCAGAGAAUCACCUUCCUGGAGAUGAAACCUUCUGCACCCUCGAUGCCUUCAAGAACAUUGUGGAUAAGUUCACUCCCAAGAGCUGGACUGUGGAGUGUACACAGAACUUGGGUGAGGGCUUGCAUGGUGUUAAUGACGUGGAACGCAGCCCCGCCGGAUUCUAG